AUGCGCGGCUCAUUCAGCCGCUUCGGUGCACCGGCUAAUCGCAAGGAUCCGCUCACGAAAGGUGACCUUGCUUCCGCCGUCGCGCGCCUGCGCCCGGACAACAACUACGACGACUCCCUCUUCAUCGCCCAACUUCUAAUCUCCAUGCGCCACUCGGUCGUGCUGGCACCCGAUAGCAUCUCCUUCCACCUCCCCGGCCACAAGGCGGACACGACGUUUGAGGGCGAUGACAUCUUGGUACUCGCCUCUCACUCCCGCCGUGCCCUGUUGCUGCCUUCCGCCGUUACUAAUACCUGCUCCUUCGCGACGACCGCGCGCGCACCCGACCCUACUUAUGGAUCCGGGCAGACGGGUCUCUCCCCACGUGCUCCUGGUUCAUGGCCCGGCUCCGACGACUCUUCCCGCCGUCGAUCGCCGGCCACUCCAUGCGCGCUGGCAGAGCUACCGCCCUCGCGGAGGCAGGUGUCCCACCCGACCGCAUCCAAGCCGCGGGGCGUUGGUCCUCAGAGGCAUUCAAAGUUUACAUUCGCAAGCAUCCCGCCCUCCUCGCCGCACUCACCGCCUAGUGCCACGCUUGCCGCCUCUCCAUCUCGUCGUUCACCUCUUUUUUCUUGUUUCUUUUCCUUUUCUCCCUAA
Molecule: messenger RNA, 636 nt
Organism: Coniophora puteana RWD-64-598 SS2
Lineage: Eukaryota; Fungi; Basidiomycota; Agaricomycetes; Boletales; Coniophoraceae
Exons: 2
Coding region: 1-636 (211 amino acids)
Source: RefSeq, a predicted model, not a curated record